AUGCCCUGUCCCCCUGCCACAGAAGUUAUCCCAAACUGUUCUGAUGAUGAAAAAAUUGUUAUUGGUAGUAACAACUUUUGUGGAAUUAUCACUAAUCCAAAUGGACCAUUCAAAGAUUGUCACAAUGUGAUAGAUCCUGUAGCUUACUUCAAUAGCUGCGCAUAUGAUUUGUGUGAAUUAAACCUGGACCAGGCCUCCCUAUGUGACAGUCUUCAAUCCUAUGCAGUGGCCUGCCAAUCUCAGGGAGUAACCAUACAGCCAUGGAGGAAUGACACUUUCUGUCCAAUUGAUUGCCUUCCCAACAGUCAUUAUGAGAUCUGCAGCACAGCAUGUCCAGCCACUUGUGUCAAUCCAGGAGCACCAUCCAAAUGUGAUCUCCCCUGUGUUGAGGGAUGUUUCUGUGACCCAGGAUAUGUCCUAUACAAUGACAAGUGUGUUCCAAGCCUCCAGUGUGGUUGUUGGGAUGGAAAUAAUUACUAUCCAGUAGGCUCUGAAUUCUGGAACGAUGACUGCUCCACAAAAUGCAGAUGCCCCUCACCAGGAAGUGCUUUAGUCUGUAAUGCUGCAACGUGUGACAGUAACCAAUAUUGUGCUACAAUAAAUAAUGUUUCUGACUGCAUUCAUUAUAAAUAUGGCAUCUGCAGGGUCAAUAAUGAUCCUCACUACAACAGCUUUGACAGGCCGGUGCACCGUUUUAUGGGUCUCUGCACCUAUACACUCUCAAAGCUUUGCUCCAAUUCAUCUAACCUGCCAUCUUUUAAUGUCGAGGCAAAGAACGAGCAUCGAGGAAAUCCUUCAGUAACAUUCGUGCAAAAGGUUAUUGUGGAAGUCUAUGGCUACAGAAUACAGAUCGUAAGGAAAGAAACAUCUCGUGUUUUGGUUGAUGGAGUAUGGGUCAUACUUCCCGUAAUUCUCAAGGGCGGUUCCAUAACUGUAAGAAAAAGUGGAAGAUACAUUGCUUUGGAGACAGACUUCAAACUCCAGGUGUCUUAUGACACUGAUCAUUCGGUGGAAGUGAAAAUUCCAGAUACAUAUUCCAACCAACUAUGUGGAAUGUGUGGUAACUUUAACGGCCAGCAACAAGAUGAAUUCCUGAUGCCAAAUGGACAGCAAGCUCAGAACUCCAAUGAAUUGGGGAAUAGUUGGUUGGUAUAUGAUGAAGAAGAUCCAUUCUGCUCUAGUAGUCCUACAGUAGCUCCUCCUAGAAUAUGUCCGCCAGAGAAAGAACAGGUGUACCAAAGCGAUGCUUAUUGUGGGCUGUUAACAAGUAUAAACAGCAUUUUCAGUAUAUGUCAUUCUGCAGUUGAUCCUGCCAACUACUUUGAAACCUGUGUAUUUGAUCUUUGUGCCCUGGAUGGAGACAAGAAAGUUUUAUGUAGUGCACUUGAAGUCUAUGCAGAUGCCUGUCAACAAGAAGGAAUUACUAUUCCUGGCUGGAGAAACAUUACUUCCUGUGAACUCUCCACAUGCCCACCCAAUACCACCUAUAAUGGCUGUAUGACUGCAUGUCCUGCUACAUGUGUUGACCCUUAUGCUCCAGAGAAAUGCAACAAACCAUGCAUGGAAGGCUGUGAAUGUAAUCCAGGACACGUCAUCAGCGGUGAUAUCUGUGUUGAUGCAUCCAACUGCGGCUGUUUGUAUGAUGACAAGUAUUAUAAUAAAGGGGAUUCAUUCCUAGAGAAGGACUGCGAGAGAAAGUGUGAAUGUCAAGGAAAUAACAACAUGGUUUGCAAUGAGACAUCAUGUGCCGAAGAUGAAAUAUGCAAAGUCCAAAAUGGUUCAUUAGGGUGUUACCCAGGAAAUGAACCUUCUGCUAAGCCCGUAACUAUAAGAACUACAACCCCUACAGCUCCUAUUGAUCCCUGUGACUACACAUGCUCAUUUGGAAUGGACUAUUGUGGGUGGCAACAGUCAAAACUACACAAUUUAGACUGGAUACGUUGGUAUGGUCCAACUCCAUCUGACUCAACAGGACCAUCAUCAGAUCACAGUGGUGAUGGAUACUACCUUUAUGUUGAUGGGCGUGAUACACAGUGGGAUGACAGAGCAUGGCUAGAGAGUACUGAAUGUGAGGUACAAGGACCAAACUGCCUCAGUUUCUGGUACCACAUGUAUGGAGCUUUGGAGGAAUCAGAGUUGAAUGUCUUUGUUUUGACAAAAUAUGGAUUAGAAAAUGUUGCCUCGUUUAAUGAAGAUGGUGGGGACGUAUGGCAUUUCCAUCAAAUUGAACUGCGCAACAAUGAAAAAAUACAGAUCAUUUUUGAAGGCGUGCUACGUCAAGAAGACAGUCCUUUUGAUAUUGCCAUUGAUGACAUUUCUUUUGUCAAAGGCUACUGCACUGCACCACAACCACCGAUUACAACAACAACAGGACCAUCACUUCCACCAGAUUCAUCACCAACAGCAACAGCACAACCAAGUACAACAUCACUCACAACACCAACUGAUGGCCCAACAUCUUAUACUACUCCUGAACCUGGAAGCUCAGCAGGACCUUUGACUCCAGAUCCUGUAACACAUACAAGUACAGGACCAGAAACCAAUAAAACUCCAGAUACUACUACUCCUGAACCUGGAAGCUCAGCAGGACCUUUGACUCCAGAUCCUGUAACAUAUACAAGUACAGGACCAGAAACCAAUAAAACUCCAGAUACUACUACUUCUGAACCUGGAAGCUCAGCAGGACCUUUGACUCCAGAUCAUGUAACACAUACAAGUACAGGACCAGAAACCAAUAAAACUCCAGAUACUACUACUCCUGAACAUGGAAGCUCAGCAGGACCUUUGACUCCAGAUCCUGUAACACAUACAAGUACAGGACCAGAAACCAAUAAAACUCCAGAUACUACUACUCCUGAACCUGGAAGCUCAGCAGGACCUUUGACUCCAGAUCCUGUAACAGAUACAAGUACAGGACCAGAAACCAAUAAAACUCCAGAUACUACUACUCCUGAACCUGGAAGCUCAGCAGGACCUUUGACUCCAGAUCAUGUAACAGAUACAAGUACAGGACCAGAAACCAAUAAAACUCCAGAUACUACUACUCCUGAACCUGGAAGCUCAGCAGGACCUUUGACUCCAGAUCCUGUAACAGAUACGAGUACAGGACCAGAAACCAAUAAAACUCCAGAUACUACUACUCCUGAACAUGGAAGCUCAGCAGGACCCUUGACUCCAGAUCCUGUAACACAUACAAGUGCUGGACCAGAAACCAAUAAAACUCCAGAUACAACUACUCCUGAACCUGGAAGCUCAGCAAGACCUUUGACUCCAGAUCCUGUAACAAAUACAAGUACAGGACCAGAAACCAAUAAAACUCCAGAUACUACUACUCCUGAACCUGGAAACUCAGCAGGACCUUUGACUCCAGAUCCUGUAACAGAUACAAGUACAGGACCAGAAACCAAUAAAACUCCAGAUACUACUACUCCUGAACAUGGAAGCUCAGCAGGACCUUUGACUCCAGAUCCUGUAACAGAUACAAGUACAGGACCAGAAACCAAUAAAACUCCAGAUACUACUACUCCUGAACAUGGAAGCUCAGCAGGACCUUUGACUCCAGAUCCUGUAACAGAUACAAGUGCAGGACCAGAAACCAAUAAAACUCCAGAUACUACUACUCCUGAACCUGGAAGCUCAGCAGGACCUUUGACUCCAGAUCCUGUAACACAUACAAGUGCAGGACCAGAAACCAAUAAAACUCCAGAUACAACUACUCCUGAACCUGGAAGCUCAGCAGGACCUUUGACUCCAGCUCCUGUAACAGAUACAAGUACAGGACCAGAUACCAAUAAAACUCCAGCUACUACUACUCCUGAACCUGGAAGCUCAGCAGGACCUUUGACUCCAGAUCCUGUAACAGAUACAAGUACAGGACCAGAAACCAAUAAAACUCCAGAUACUACUACUCCUGAACCUGGAAGCUCAGCAGGACCUUUGACUCCAGAUCCUGUAACAGAUACAAGUGCAGGACCAGAAACCAAUAAAACUCCAGAUACUACUACUCCUGAACCUGGAAGCUCAGCAGAACCUUUGACUCCAGAUCCUGUAACAGAUACAAGUACAGGACCAGAAACUAAUAAAACUCCAGAUCUACCUAAGACCAGUCCAGGCCCUGAAACUGCCAGUUCCCUAAGCCCUGAACCUGGCACUGUAACUGACAAAACUGCAGGCCCUGUAAGUCCAGGCCCCAUAACAAAGAGUACCCCAGAACCUGUAACUGACCUCACUCCAGAACCAGAAACUCCAACCCCUGUAACUGAUAUCACUACAGCACCUGUAUCUGAUGUCACUGGCAGCCCUGUAACAGACAUAACCGAAGGCCAAGUAACGGGUAGCAUUCCAGGCUCUGUAAUAACCAGAACUCCAAGUCCUGAAACUGCUAGCGACAAAGUAACCAGUACUGUACUUGACACUACAGUCUCUGUAACUGUUAAUACACCACCAGGCUGUGUAACUGGAAUCACUGAAUCACCUCCAGCUAAUGGCACUGCCCCUGUAACUGACAAUACUGGAAGCCCUGGAACAGAUGGAACUCCAGGACCAGCAACAGACAGUACUCCAGAUAUCAUUAUAACAUCCACCUCAGCAAAAACUACAACACCAGCUGUGCCACCAACUGUGCCACCACACGAUCCAGGUUAUUGUGAGGUGUCAGGAGACCCCCAUUAUUACACCUUUGAUAAACAGAUCCACCAUUUCAUGGGCGUCUGUACCUACACACUAUCCAAGCUCUGUGCAAAUGAUUCAAACUUAACGGACUUCAAUGUGGAAGCAGCAAAUGAUCUCAGGAAUGGCUUGACUCAUGUAUCUUAUGUGCAAUUUGUGAAUGUGGAUGUAUAUGGAUACAGAAUCACUCUGGAGAAGGUCCGCAAGGUUAAGGUGAAUGGACAACCAGUAACACUUCCUGUUAGUCUACCACCGGAUGUUGAAAUCUUCCUCAGUGGAACUAGUGUGUUUGUAACAACAGGCUUUGGCCUCCAAGUUUCAUAUGAUGGAAGCCAUAAAGCAACAGUGACUCUUCCUGGAGAAUAUUGGGAUAAAGUUUGUGGGCUUUGUGGGAACUUCAAUGGAGAUAAAGCUGAUGACUUCUUAAACCCAGAUGGUAAUCUGGAAUCAGAUUCGAACAGCCUUGGGAACAGUUGGCAGGUUGAAAAUGAUACAGUCUGCCCUCCAGCGGUGGGCAAUAAAACAAAUUGCACAGAGGAUGAAAAUGAUAUAAUAUCCAGCAACAGCUACUGUGGUAUCAUUACUAAUGUAAACGGGCCAUUUAAAGAGUGUCAUCAUGUGAUAGACCCAAGAGUUUACUUUGAGAACUGUGUAUAUGACCUGUGUGAAGUGAAACUGGAUAAUGGAACCCUAUGUCACAGCCUUCAGUCUUAUGCAGACGCCUGCCAGUCUCACGGAGUCAUAAUACAGCCUUGGAGAAAUGACACUUUCUGCCCUCUUACAUGUCCACCAAACAGUCAUUAUGAGCCCUGUGGCACAAGCUGCCCAUCAACAUGCGUCAACCCACAUGCACCAAACAACUGCAGUCGCCCAUGUGCUGAAGGAUGUUUCUGUGACCCUGGAUAUGUUCUUUAUGAUACCAAAUGUGUUCCAGAAGACCAGUGUGGCUGUUGGCAAGAUGAUAAAUAUUAUCCAGUGGGUGAUGAGUUUUGGUCUGAUGACACCUGCUCCUCAAAAUGUAGAUGCCCAUCAGCAGGCAGUGCCUUAGUCUGUACUGAAGAGUCGUGCUUGGAUAACCAGUAUUGCGGAGUUACAAAUGGAAUUCCAGGGUGUUACAAUAAACCUAAUCCAGGUUACUGUGAGGUGUCAGGAGACCCUCAUUAUUACACCUUUGAUAAACAGAUCCACCAUUUCAUGGGCGUCUGUACCUACACACUAUCCAAACUCUGUGCCAAUGAUUCAAACUUGACGGACUUCAAUGUGGAAGCAGCAAAUGAUCUCAGAAAUGGCUUGAUUCAUGUAUCGUAUGUACAAUUUGUGAAUGUGGAUGUAUAUGGCUACAGAAUCACUCUGGAAAAGGUCCGCAAGGUUAAGGUGAAUGGACAACCAGUAACACUCCCUGAAAGCCUUCCACCAGAUGUUGAAAUAUUUCUCAGUGGAACUAAUGUAUUCGUAACAACAGGAUUUGGCCUCCAAGUUUCAUAUGAUGGAAGCCAUAAAGCAACAGUAUCUCUUCCUGCCGAAUACGCAAAUAAUGUUUGCGGACUUUGUGGAAACUUCAAUGGAGAUAAAGCUGAUGACUUCUUAAACCCUGAUGGUAACCUGGAACCAAAUUCUACCAGCCUUGGUAACAGCUGGCAGGUUGAAAAUGAUACAGUCUGCCCUCCAACUGAUGGCAAUAAUGGAACUUGCACUGAGGAUGAAAAAAUUGUAAUAUCCAGCAACAGCUACUGUGGUAUGAUUACUAAUGAAAAUGGGCCAUUUAAAGAGUGUCAUCAUGUGGUAGACCCAGAAGUUUACUUUGAGAACUGUGUAUAUGACCUGUGUGAAGUGAAACUGGAUAAUGGAACCCUAUGUGACAGCCUUCAGUCUUAUGCAGAUGUCUGUCAGUCUCACGGAGUCACAGUGGAGCUAUGGAGAAAUGAGACUUUCUGUCCUCUUGAAUGUCCACAAAACAGUCAUUAUGAACCCUGUGGCACAAGCUGCCCAUCAACAUGCGUCAACCCAAAUGCACCAAACAACUGUAAUCGCCCAUGUGCUGAAGGAUGUUUCUGUGACCCUGGAUAUGUUCUUUAUAAUAACAUAUGUGUUCCAAAAGACCAGUGUGGAUGUUGGCAAGAUGAUAAAUAUUAUCCAGUGGGCGAUGAAUUUUGGUCUGAUGACACCUGCUCUUUAAAAUGUAGAUGCCCAUCAGCAGGCAGUGCUCUAGUCUGUACUGAGGAGUCGUGCUUGGAUAACCAGUAUUGUGGAGUUCCAAAUGGAGUUCCAGAGUGUUAUGAUAAACCAGAUUCAGGUUACUGUGAAGUAUCAGGAGACCCCCAUUAUUACACCUUUGAUAAACAGGUCCACCAUUUCAUGGGGCUCUGUACCUACACACUAUCAAAGCUUUGCAAAAAUGAUGUGAAUUUGACUGACUUUAAUGUGGAAGCAGCAAAUGAUCUCAGAAAUGGUUUGACUCAUGUAUCUUAUGUGCAAUUUGUGAAUGUGGAUGUAUAUGAGUACAGAAUCACCCUGGAGAAAGUCCGCAAGGUUAAGGUAAAUGGACAACCAGUAACACUUCCUGUUAGUCUACCACCAGAUGUUGAAAUCUUCCUCAGUGGAACUAGUGUGUUUGUAACAACAGGCUUUGGCCUCCAAGUUUCAUAUGAUGGAAGCCAUAAAGCAACUGUGACUCUUCCUGGAGAAUAUUGGGAUAAUGUUUGUGGGCUUUGUGGGAACUUCAAUGGAGAUAAAGUUGAUGACUUCUUAAACCCAGAUGGUAAUCUGGAAUCAGAUUCUAACAGCCUUGGGAACAGUUGGCAGGUUGAAAAUGAUACAGUCUGCCCUCCAGCAGUGGGCAAUAAAACAAAUUGCACAGAGGAUGUAAAUGAUAUAAUAUCCAGCAACAGCUACUGUGGUAUCAUUACUAAUGUAAACGGGCCAUUUAAAGAGUGUCAUCAUGUGGUAGACCCAGAAGUUUACUUUGAGAGCUGUGUAUAUGACCUGUGUGAAGUGAAACUGGAUAAAGGAACCCUAUGUGACAGCCUUCAGUCUUAUGCAGACGCCUGCCAGUCUCACGGAGUCAUAAUACAGCCUUGGAGAAAUGACACUUUCUGCCCUCUUAAAUGUCCACCAAACAGUCAUUAUGAGCCCUGUGGCACAAGCUGCCCAUCAACAUGCGUCAACCCACAUGCACCAAACAACUGCAGUCGCCCAUGUGCUGAAGGAUGUUUCUGUGACCCUGGAUAUGUUCUUUAUGAUACCAAAUGUGUUCCAGAAGUCCAGUGUGGCUGUUGGCAAGAUGAUAAACAUUAUCCAGUGGGCGAUGUAUUUUGGUCUGAUGACACCUGCUCUUUAAAAUGCAGUUGCCCAUCACCAGGCAGCGCCUUAGUCUGUACUGAAGAGUCGUGCUUGGAUAACCAGUAUUGCGGAGUUACAAAUGGAAUUCCAGGGUGUUACAAUAAACCAAAUCCAGGUUACUGUGAGGUAUCUGGAGACCCCCAUUAUUACACAUUUGACAAACAAAUCCACCAUUUCAUGGGAAUCUGUACCUACACACUAUCUAAGCUCUGUGCAAAUGAUUCAAACUUGACGGACUUCACUGUUGAAGCAGCAAAUGACAUCAGGAAUGGCUGGACUGAAGUAUCUUAUGUGCAAUUUGUGAACGUGGAUGUAUAUGAAUACAGAAUCACUCUGGAGAAAGUCCGUAAGGUUAAGGUGAACGGACAACCAGUGACACCUCCUGUUAGCCUCCAUCCAGAUGUUGAAAUCUUCCUCAGUGGAACUAGUGUGUUUGUAACAACAGGAUUUGGCCUCCAAGUUUCAUAUGAUGGAAGCCAUAAAGCAACAGUAUCUCUUCCUGGCGAAUAUGCAAAUAACGUUUGUGGGCUUUGUGGAAACUUCAAUGGAGAUAAAGCUGAUGACUUCUUAAACCCUGAUGGUAACCUGGAACCAAAUUCUACCAGCCUUGGUAACAGCUGGCAGGUUGAAAAUGAUACAGUCUGCCCUCCAACUGAUGGCAAUAAUGGAACUUGCACUGAGGAUGAAAAAAUUGUAAUAUCCAGCAACAGCUACUGUGGUAUGAUUACUAAUGAAAAUGGGCCAUUUAAAGAGUGUCAUCAUGUGGUAGACCCAGAAGUUUACUUUGAGAACUGUGUAUAUGACCUGUGUGAAGUGAAACUGGAUAAUGGAACCCUAUGUGACAGCCUUCAGUCUUAUGCAGAUGUCUGUCAGUCUCACGGAGUCACAGUAGAGCUAUGGAGAAAUGAGACUUUCUGUCCUCUUGAAUGUCCACAAAACAGUCAUUAUGAACCCUGUGGCACAGGCUGCCAAUCAACAUGCGUCAACCCACAUGCACCAAACAACUGUAAUCGCCCAUGUGCUGAAGGAUGUUUCUGUGACCCUGGAUAUGUUCUUUAUGAUAACAUAUGUGUUCCAAAAGACCAGUGUGGAUGUUGGCAAGAUGAUAAAUAUUAUCCAGUGGGUGAUGAAUUUUGGUCUGAUGACACCUGCACUUUGAAAUGUAGAUGCCCAUCUGCAGGCAGUGGCUUAGUCUGUACUGAAGAGUCGUGCUUGGAAAAUCAGAAUUGUGGAGUUAUAAAUGGAGUUCCAGGGUGUUAUGAACCAGGUUACUGUGAGGUAUCAGGAGACCCCCAUUAUUACACCUUUGAUAAACAGGUCCACCAUUUCAUGGGCGUCUGUACCUACACACUAUCUAAGCUCUGUACAACUGAUGCCAACUUGACAGACUUCACUGUUGAAGCAGCAAAUGAUCUUAGAAAUGGCUUGACUCAUGUAUCUUAUGUGCAAUUUGUGAACGUGCAUGUAUAUGGGUACAGGAUCACUUUGGAGAAAGUCAGAAAGGUUAAGGUGAAUGGACAACAAGUAACACUUCCUGUUAGUCUACCACCGGAUGUUGAAAUCUUCCUCAGUGGAACCAAUGUUUUUGUAACAACAGGCUUUGGCCUUCAAGUAUCAUAUGAUGGAAGCCAUAGAGCAACAGUGACUAUUCCAGGCGAAUACUAUAAUAGCGUUUGUGGGCUUUGUGGGAACUUCAAUGGAGAUAAAGCUGAUGACUUCUUAAACCCAGAUGGUAAUCUAGAAUCAGAUUCCAACAGCCUUGGUAACAGCUGGCAGGUUGAAAAUGAUACAGUCUGUCCUCCAGCAGUGGAAAAUAAAACAAAUUGUACUGAGGAUGAAAAUCAUUUAAUAUCCAGCAACACCUAUUGUGGUAUUAUUACUAAUGUAAACGGGCCAUUUAAAGAGUGUCAUCAUGUGAUAGACCCAAGAGUUUACUUUGAGAACUGUGUAUAUGACCUGUGUGAAGUGAAACUGGAUAAUGGAACCCUAUGUGACAGCCUUCAGUCUUAUGCAGAUGCCUGCCAGUCACAUGGAGUCACAGUACAGCCAUGGAGAAAUGACACUUUCUGUCCUCUUAAAUGUCCACCAAACAGUCAUUAUGAGCCCUGUGGAACAGGCUGCCCUUCAACAUGUGUCAACAAAGAAGCACCAUCCAAAUGCAGUCGCCCAUGUGCUGAAGGUUGUUUCUGUGAUCCUGGAUAUGUUCUUUAUGAUACUAAAUGUGUUCCAAAAGACCAGUGUGGAUGUUGGCAAGAUGAUAAAUAUUACCCAGUAGGCGAUGAAUUUUGGUCUGACGAUACCUGUUCCUCAAAAUGCAGAUGCCCAUCAGAAGGUAGCGGCUUGGUCUGUACUGAAGAUGCAUGCCCAGGAAAUCAGUAUUGCGGAAUAUCAAAUGGAGUUCCUGGAUGUUAUUAUUACACCUUUGGAAUCUGUAGGGUCCACAAUGACCCCCACUAUGACACCUUUGAUAAGCAGAACCAUAACUUUAUGGGGCUCUGCACUUAUACUCUUGCCAAAUUAUGUGACAGUUCCUCUUCGCUACCAUAUUUCAACGUUGAAGCCAAAAACCAGCAUCGGGGAGAGCCAUCAGUGUCUUUUGUGGAGUGGGUCAUAAUAGAGGUUUAUGGCCAACAUAUACAAAUUAUGAGAAAUGAACAGAAUCGGGUGCUGGUUAACAAGAUCUGGACAACUCUUCCAGUGAGCUUAGUUGGAGGAUUAGUGACAGUGACCUGGACUGGAAAGCAAGUGAACCUAGAGACUGAUUUCAGACUUACAGUUUCCUAUGAUACUGAUACCGAUAUUGAUGUAAAGGUCCCCAGCACUUAUUCCUCACUUACUUGUGGAAUUUGUGGAAACUUCAACAACCGCAAAAAAGAUGACUUUAUGAUGCCAAAUGGACAGCAAGCACUGACUUCUGAAGAGCUUGGGCAUAGUUGGAUUGCAUAUGAUGAGGACCCUCUAUGCCACCCUGAUGAUCCUGUACCUCCACCUCCACCUGACUGUACUCCAGAGAAGUACGAGCUUUAUAAAAGCGAUGGAUUCUGUGGUCUGCUUACAAGUAAAGAUGGUCCUUUCUAUACUUGUAAUUCUGUAAUCAGCCCAGGAGGUUUCUUUGAGAGUUGUAUUUUUGAUCUUUGUGCUCUGGAUGGAGAUAAAGAUAUUCUAUGCAGUUUAUUGGGAUCUUAUGCUGCUGCUUGCCAGAAGGAAGGUUUGACUCUAAACUGGAGAAACAGCACCGGUUGUGAGCCCACGUGUCAGAAUCAUAGUCACUUUAAUCCAUGCAUGAGUGCCUGCCCAGCUACAUGUCUCAAUCUAGCUCCCACGGAUAACUGCAGUCUGCCAUGUACAGAAGGAUGUGAAUGUGAUGAUGGAUACGUCUUAAGUGGAGGAACAUGUGUUCAUGAAUCCAGCUGUGGUUGCUUGUAUAAUGGCACAUACUACAGUGAAGGAGAAAUAUUUGUGCAAGGAAACUGUGAGAACAGUUGUACAUGUAAAGGCAAUAACAAUAUGGAGUGUCAUUCAAUAUCAUGUGCCAAAGAUGAAAUUUGUAAAGUUCAGAAUGGAACAAUGGGCUGCUAUGCACCAAGUACUGCAAUUUGCCACAUAUAUGGAGACCCUCACUACUAUACCUUUGAUGGAACGCUUCAUCACUUCCAGGGAUCUUGUAACUAUACAGUCACAGAGACAUGUGAAAACACAUCAAACAACUUUAUUGUCACAACAAGAAAUGAACACAGAGGAAACCCAGACUGGACUGCCAUUAAUUCAGUGGCCCUCACGGUGGAUGGACUGCACAUACUUUUGGAAAAGAAUAACAUGGUUCUUAUAAAUGGUACUUCCGUUACACUCCCAGUUACUGUGUCUGGAAUAAGCAUUGUACAGAAUGGCCAGUAUGUAAAAGUGACAGCAGAUUUUGGUCUUGAGCUUGAGUUUAAUGGAGACCAUGAGCUCUUUGUCAAGGUCAAGGAAAAUUACAAAGGUACAUUGUGUGGCCUUUGUGGAACAUACAAUGAAAACCGCAAUGACGACUUCAUGACACCCAAUGGGACUGUUGUGUCCGACGUCAAUGAAUUUGGAAGCAGCUGGAGAGUACCUGAUGAUAACUGGAUAUGUGACGAUACUCCUCCUUCUCCACCAACAUGCUCUCCCCCGCUACUGCAAGAGGCUCAAAAUAGAUGCUGGAUUCUAAAACAGAUUGAUGGUCCAUUUAGAUCAUGCUAUAGCUACAUCCAACCUCAUGGAUACUUUGAGAGUUGUGUCUUUGACCAGUGUGUCACAGGAGGAAGCAAUGAGCAACUCUGCAAUGUCUUAGCAUCUUAUGCAGCAAUCUGUGAAUCUAAAGGGGUUUCUCUGGAAGACUGGAAGAAUAACACCAUAUGUGAUCCCACCAUCACCACAACGACUGCAACUACAACUGGUGUCACCACAACAACUGCUACUACAACUGGUGUCACCACAACAACUGCUACUACACCUGGUCCCACCACUAGGACACCUGCUACCACAACAGGAUACAUUUCAUCCGACGCCUCCUGCAGUGCCUCUGGAGAUCCUCAUUACAACACAUUUGAUGGUGCAGUUCAUCAUUACAUGGGAAAUUGCAGCUACACUCUGUCCAAGCCCUGCAAUGCAUCAUCUGCCGGCCUUCCAGAUUUCCAUGUCUACACCACUAAUGAGCACAGAGAUUCCAACACCAAAGUGUCAUAUGUUCAAUCAGUGCAUAUUGAAAUUUCCGAGGAUGAAUUCACAAUACUGAAAAACAAAAAGUUUAAUAUUAAUGGAAGGAGAUCAAAUCUGCCCAUGGCAAUAAAAAACAGUUAUAGCGCUUACAUCAAUGGAAAUUAUUUGGUUUUUGAAACUGAUUUUGGACUACGGGUUAGGUUUGAUGGAAAUCAUUAUGUUGAUAUUUCUCUGCCUUCGAUCUACAAGGGCCAUCUCUGCGGAUUGUGCGGCAACUAUAAUGGAAUAUCUGGGGAUGAUAAUGUUAAAAAAGAUGGAAGCAUGGCCACUGAUACCAAGGAUCUUGGAGACAGCUGGAUAGUAUCAUCUAAUGAGACACAAUGUGGAAGCCAAGAUCUAGAUGUAUGUGAUCCACUUUUGAGAGAGGAAUACUCAAGAAAUACAGCCUGCGGUAUAAUAAAAGACAAUACAGGAAUCUUCAAGAAUUGCCAUGCCUUAGUAAAUCCAGACAACUUCUUUGAGAAUUGUGUUUUGGACAUGUGCUUCACGGAAAGCAAAUCAACCUCCUUAUGCUACGCGGUGCAGGCCUAUGCUCAGCAGUGUGCAAAUGCUGGAGUCUGUACAGAGUGGAGAUCGGCAACAUUCUGUCCCCUGUCUUGCCCUGGUGGAAGCCAUUACCAAACCUGUGGAACUGGAUGCCCUGCCACUUGUCACAACCUAUUGUCAGAAACAGAAUGCAAAGCUUCCACAGUGGAGGGUUGCUUCUGUGAUGAAGGCUAUGUCCUUAGUGGAGAUAGAUGUGUGAAGGAAAGCGAAUGUGGUUGCACAGAUUCUGAAAACAACUCGUAUCAACUUGGAGAAAGCUGGUUCGCCAAUGAUGACUGUUCUGAACGCUGCACGUGUAACCAAAAUAAUGCCAUUUCCUGUACACCAUGGAAAUGCGGUGUGUUAGAAAAAUGCGAGUCCAAGGAUGGAGUUCUAGGAUGCCAGUCAUCUGGAAGAGCUUCUUGCCAUGUGUCUGGAGAUCCACAUUUCUACACCUUUGAUAAAGUAAUGCACAGUUUCAUGGGUACCUGUACAUACACUAUACUUCAAGUCUGUGAUCCCCAAAAUGUAAUCCCUGUGACCAUCAGUGGGAAAACUGAAGAGCGUGGACAACGUGCUGCUUCCUACCUUAAGGAAGUUUACAUUGAUAUCUAUGGCAUACGCAUUACUUUGCAAAAGGCCAGAAAAAUGAUGGUUGAAAAUCAACAAAUCCAAACACCAUGGUCAGAGCAUGUGAGAGGCGUUUCCAUUGGGACAGUCGGGCUAUAUUCUGUUGUGGAAACUGACUUUGGACUGAUAGCAAAGUUUGAUGGAGACCAUUACCUUGAAAUCAUCCUCCCAGAAUCGUACUUUGGAAAGGUAUGCGGUAUGUGCGGUAAUUAUAACGGCAGACAGGAUGAUGAAUAUCUUCUUCCAAAUGGUCUUCAAGCAAUAAAUGUGACACACUUUGGUAAUAGCUGGAAAUCAGAGAAAGACAGCGACAAAAAUUGUGUAGAUGAUGGAAGACAAGACCUUGGGCCUCCAUGCAAGGCUGCACAAUUACCAGCAAUAGAAAAUCAGUGCAAUGCUCUUCUCUCAGACACCUUCAAACCUUGUCAUCAUUUGAUCGACCCACAGCCAUUUGUUAAGAGCUGUGUGUAUGACAUGUGUAGAUACAAUGGCAUGCAGUCCACACUCUGUGCAAUAGUACAAGGCUAUGUUGGUGUAUGCAUGACGCAUGGAGUGAAGCUUAAAUGGAGAAGCAACAAACUGUGUCCUUUAUCCUGUCCUUCUCACAGCCAUUACACCGACUGUGCAUCACUAUGCCCUGCUACAUGCAAUGACAUCUAUGCAUCUGCUGUUUGUGACAAGCCAGAAGCAUGCACAGAAGGUUGUGUCUGUAAUGAUGGAUAUGUGCUUAGUGGAGACAAAUGUGUCUCUCUCAAAAAAUGUGGGUGCCGAGAUUCCAAGAAUAAUUACUUUAAUGUGGAUGAGACCUGGCUUACAUCAAACUGUAAAGAAGUAUGUAGUUGUAAUGGAGCUGGCAAAAUAAUCUGCAAACCUCAUGGUUGCUCACAUGGAAAAUGCGGUCUCAACAAUGGAAAAUAUAACUGCAAACCCACAGGUUAUGCAAAGUGUCACAUUACUGGAGAUCCACAUCAUAAAACCUUUGAUCGCCUAACACAUCAUUUCCAGGGGAAAGAGAGUUAUGUACUGACUCAGACAUCUUCUGUCUUGCCUGAUUUACUACAACCAUUUUCAAUUGAAGGCAAAAAUGAGCCAAUGAACAAAUACAGUAAAUUUACCCUGAUAAGAGAGAUGCGUAUUAAGGUUUAUAAUCACACCAUAAUAUUUUCACAAAAGAAGAAACUUGUGUUGGAUGGUGUAAAGACAUCGCCUCCAAUUAAACUUAAAGAAGGAAUACACAUAUAUCAGAGACCAUCAAGAAUCUACCUUGAGACUGAUUUUGGAAUGUCUGUUAGCUUUGAUGGCAACCAGAAUGCAGAGAUUACUGUACCCAAUACGCAUAAGAAUGUUCUAGAAGGUCUUUGUGGAAAUUAUGAUGGGCGAAGUUCUAAUGAUUUUAGAAGGCCAGAUGGAUCACAAGUGAGAGAUGUGGUGUCUUUUGGUGAAAGCUGGAAAGUUAAAUCAUCGAAAUCAGAUUCCAGAAUUAGGAGAGACAUUGGAUUAAGAGAGGAAGAGGAUAUUUUGGACUUAGACACAGGGGAUAAUUUAGCAUGCUCAGCCUCAGAGCUUGCUCAUUUGAACAGCACAUCAUUCUGUGGAAUGCUUAGAGAUACUAAUGGACCAUUCGAAACUUGUCAUGCACUGGUUGAUCCAGAAGUCUACAUCACGAACUGUCUUUUUGAUACAUGUGCCGAAUUUAGAAAUAUGGAAUUGUUUUGCUCUAAUCUUGAGCAAUAUUCACUCGCCUGCCAGGAUAAUGGCACAACACUUGAUGGCUGGAGAGAAAAAGCUGGUUGUGAUCUUCCAUGUGCACCUAACAGUGAGUACAGCAAAUGCAUGAGCGCCUGUCCUGCUUCCUGUAGCAAUAUGGCAUCAGAGGCAGAAUGUGAAGCACCUUGCUAUGAAGGCUGCAAGUGUAGUGAAGGUUACAUUCUUAGUGACUUUGAAUGUGUUCCCUACAAGGAAUGCGGAUGCACAUAUCUUGACAAGUAUUACCAGUAUGGAGAAGUCUUCAUGACAGAUGACUGUACUCAGAACUGCACAUGUACAGACACUGUAUCUGUAGUUUGCUCCAACAUCCAGUGUGAAUCAAAUGAGAUCUGCGCAGCAGCAAAUGGGAUCCGCGGAUGCUAUAUUCCUGGGCCUUGCCUUGAAAACCCUUGUGAAAAUGGUGGCACAUGUGUUGAAGGCACAAUGAAUUCAACUUCUAUGUACUGUGUGUGCCCUGAAUCUUAUUCUGGAGAAUUCUGUGAAGCUGAAGAGAAAAAGUAUGACAACAGCAUUAUUUACAUUGUCAUUGGAGUUGUGGUUGGAGUCUUGGUGAUCGGCUUUUUCUUUGUUUUUGCUGCCUUUUGCUUCUUCAGAAACCAGGGUAGUAAAAAGCACCUUCUCGAAUCACAAAGCUCUGAAGACGGAAGUGUUAGCUUGUCUAGAAUAUCAGUGAAUCCUGGAGACACAUCUAUAUAUAAUGAGCCAGAUUUAACCAAUCUAGCAUUUGAAGAAGAUUUUCCACAGUCUGGGGCUAUGAAAGUGACAAACAACACAAAUGUAAAAACCUCAGACAAAAGAACAAGUGAACAGAAGUCAGCAGACAAUGCAAAGGCAUCAGAACAAACCACCACCCGUCACAAUCAAACACAGUUUUAAACUAGCAGCACUUUAUGUUAACUUCAGAAUAAAUCAUAAAAAAAAAAAUUAAAAAAUGAAUUAUAUUAUAAUCUGGUAUGCUACGCAAAAACCAAUGCACUUGCAAUGUAAUUGUCUUUAUGCUGAUUUUAUUGUAACAUUCUUGCAGCAGAGACUCAUUUGCCCAAAUGCAGUGAUUCUACCGUUGUUAUUAUGUUUUUUUUUUUUUAAAAAAAUUGUAAUAUGAAAUGUUAUUUAAAAUAAAUAUAUCUAUAUUC
Molecule: messenger RNA, 16802 nt
Organism: Xenopus laevis (African clawed frog)
Lineage: Eukaryota; Metazoa; Chordata; Amphibia; Anura; Pipidae
Product: IgGFc-binding protein-like
Exons: 64
Coding region: 1-16545 (5514 amino acids)
Source: RefSeq, a predicted model, not a curated record